AUGGAGAAGUUUCUUGUGAAAUUUAACCAUUCUCAAGCAAGUUCUAGUACGAAUGUCAAUCCUUCUAGUCUUAUAGAUGACCUUAAUUUAGAUUCACUUGAAGCCGAUCCAGGAAAAAGAGUACCAAUUGCUCACUAUAACCCUCAAAUAAAGGAUGAAGUGAGGAAACAUUAUAUUCAAAAAGGGCCUUGUCAACCAAAAAUGGAUUCAUAUCCUCCAACUGAAAUUGGAAAAAGAAUGCGUCAAUUUUGUAAAAUUUGGUUUGAAGGUCCAUAUUCUAAAUGGUUGGAGUAUAGCGUGGAGAAAGAUUCUGUCUAUUGUCUAUGUUGUUAUUUAUUCAAAGAUGAUUUUUUCCAUGGAAGUACAAGUGAGUUUUACACAAAAACGGGUUUUAGGAGUUGGAAUAGGGCACUUGAAAGAUUCCGUAAACAUGUUGGUGAUGUUAAUAGUAUUCAUGACAAAUGUUUCAACAAGAUGCUAGAUUUGUCAAAUCAUCAUCAAUCAAUUCAAGUUGUUAUUGAUAAGCAUUCUCAAAAGUUAAAAAAUGAGUAUCGAAUGCGUUUGGAAGCCUCAAUUGAUGUGUCAAGACUUCUUUUGCAAUAUGGAUUACCUUUUCGAGGUCACGAUGAAAGUGAAUCUUCAAUUAAUCAAGGCUUCUUUCUAGGAUUUUUGCGAUGGCACGGGGACAAACAUCCGAAUGUUGGAAAAGUGAUAUUGGAAAAUGCCCCACAAAAUGAUACGUUGACUUGUCCUAUGAUUCAAAAAGAUAUUGCCAAUGCUUGUGCAAAAGAAACAUUGAAAGCAAUAAUUGGGGACUUGAAUGGAGAUUACUUUGGUAUAUUAGUUGAUGAGUCAAAAGACAUCUCUCACAAAGAACAAAUGGCUCUUGUUUUGCGUUUUGUUAAUAAGAAUGGUGAAGUAGUUGAACGAUUUAUCGGUCUUGUCCAUGUUAGUGAUACAUCGGCAUGUUCAUUGAAGAAAGCGAUUUAUUCUUUGCUUUCCGUUCACUCACUAAGUCCAUCCAAAAUACGUGGACAAGGUUAUGAUGGGGCUAGUAAUAUGAAAGGAGAGAUAAAUGGGCUCAAAACUUUGAUUAUGAAAGAUAGUCCAUCGGCAUAUUACAUUCAUUGUUUUGCUCAUCAAUUGCAACUAACACUAGUGGCUAUUGCUAAAAAACAUUUGGAUGUUGAAGACUUUUUUGAUCAUGUUAGUAAUGUGUUGAAUGUUGUUGGAGGAUCUUUCAAGCGUAGAGACUUACUUCGUGAUCACCAAGCCAAAAAGUUAGAGCAAUUAUUUGAAUCCGGUGAAGUUCAAAAAGGCCAAGGAUUACAUCAAGAACGUGGGCUUCAAAGACUAGGUGAUACUCGUUGGGGAUCACAUUUCAAAACUUUAGAUAACUUUAUUGUUAUUUUCUCAUCUAUUGUUCAUGUUCUUGAAGUGAUUGAACUUGAAGGGUCCACAUCAAGUGAUAGAAAUCAAGCGGAGUAUCUUUUAACAAAGAUUAAAACAUUUAAAUUUAUUUUUGUGCUUCACUUGAUGUUGAAAGUGUUGGCAAUGUCAAAUGAGUUGAGUAAGAUUUUACAAAAAAAAGAUCAAGAUAUUGUUAAUGCGGUGGAGUUUCUUAAUAUUACAAAGAAAAGAUUGCAAGAUAUGAGGGAAAAUGGAUGGGAAUCUUUGUUGGAUGAUGUUUUCUCAUUUUGUGAUGUGCAUUAUAUCUUGAUUCCCAAGUUGGAUGAGUCUUAUUUUCCCGGAAAGUCAAAACGUAAGUCUUCGGGUGUUAGUUAUGCGCACCACUUGCGUGUUGAAGUCUUUUUUCCUGUCAUUGAUGUGCAACUUCAAGAACUUAAUGACCGUUUUGAUGUAGUGAGUAGUGAUUUGCUUCUUGGGAUGGGUAGCUUGAAUCCGGUCAAUUCUUUCUCUAAUUUUGACAAAGGUAAAAUCAUGAUUUUAGCAAAGUGUUAUCCAAGUGAGUUUGAUGAUGGAAAAAUUAGAGAUUUGAGCUAUCAACUCGAUACUUUCAUUAUUCAUAUGCGAAGUGGUAAUCCCAAGUUCUCCAACUUGCAAGGAAUUCGUGAUUUGGCGAAGGCAUUGGUUGAAGCAAAUCUCGCGGAGACUUAUUCACUUGUUUAUUUACUUGUAAAAUUGACUUUGAUUUUACCUGUUGCUAUGGCAACUGUGGAGAGAGCAUUUUCGUCAAUGAAGCACAUAAAAAAUGAAGUGCGGAAUUAG
Solanum tuberosum (potato) is the source of this 2229-nucleotide messenger RNA. RefSeq names its product zinc finger MYM-type protein 1-like. The record is from RefSeq and is a predicted model, not a curated record. Lineage: Eukaryota; Viridiplantae; Streptophyta; Magnoliopsida; Solanales; Solanaceae. Bases 1 to 2229 code for a protein of 742 amino acids. The transcript has a single exon.